Molecule: messenger RNA, 426 nt
Organism: Solanum lycopersicum (tomato)
Lineage: Eukaryota; Viridiplantae; Streptophyta; Magnoliopsida; Solanales; Solanaceae
Product: CASP-like protein PIMP1
Source: RefSeq, a predicted model, not a curated record
AUGGCUACUAAUAGUUUUGAUACAUUUGACAUUUAUGGUUUUCCAGUCAAGGUUGAUUCUACUGACAUUCAUGUUUACCGGUAUAUGAUAUCUGUAGAUGUGAUUGGAAUGGCCUACACUUUGCUAUUAUUUGUGUUAACAUUUUUCCAAGUGAAAUCUGGGAAUCCCAUUGAUGGUGGCCUUGCUUAUUUUGAAUUCUAUGGUGAUAAGAUAAUUUUAUUCUUAUUGGCUACUGGUGCUGCUGCUGGAUUAGGAUUAACAGUGGAAUAUAACAGACUUAAGGACAAUGAUGAGACUACCCAAAAUAUACAAAAUUUUAUCAACAUAGCAAAUGCUUCUGCUAGUGUGCUUCUUCUUGGAUCUAUUUCCUCUACUAUUUCCUCUAUCAUUUCUUCUCUCAAUCUUCCAAAGAGAUCUUCUUCGUAA